AUGGAAACACGACCUUUGUACCCCGACGACAUCGUUGCCAGAAAAUCCGACUUGAUGCAGCUGGCGGUUGUCGAACGCACGGUCGAAGACAUCGACUCCCACACUCCAUAUCCUGGUCAAGGCCAAGAACCAAUCAUCCGCGACCGAAGCAUAUCCCAAUCUGCCUUUGGGCGAUUCUUGAGAGAUGGUAUACCACCAAAGGACACGGUCCUCAUCCGUCUGCGGGACGACACAAGCAUGGAGCUGCUUCCUACCUCAAAAGUCAAGCUCAUCGAUCGUUCACUUCUGAUAGGGGAUAUCGUGAAACGGUCCUCAAGCGAUGCAGUGAGUGGUGUCAUUCUCCAGACAUCGACUAAAUGUUCGCUGCAGCCGAUGUGCGAUGUUACCUUUCAAGGCACUCAGACCUUCAAGGGAAUACUACCUCCUGGAAAGUACAACCCCACCACAUCACAAUUCUGCGUAUAUCCAAAUGGCAAACCGGACAUUGUGACUGAGAUACCAUCUUCCGAAUUGCGGGUUACUGACUCGCCGACGGAGGAAGAUCUGGUGGUCUACAAAGACUGGAUUGGUCGAGUGGAAGCUAUCACGAAUAACAUUCAGAUCAGACUGUCUGAUAACUGCGUGGUCGAGAUUCCAGACGAAUCUGGGGAGCACGUUGAUGGAGCCCUUGGUACUUUUGCGAUUGGAGACAUCGCAAAAACGAAGAAAGGCAAUCUACGCAGGGGUCAUUGGAUCUUCGGGCAAUACAAUGCGAACACCCCUCCAGUCGGUACUGUCGUCAGCGUCCGCACUGUGGAAGCAGAGAUUUCAUGGCUGCAAAAACGGGUAGGAAGUCUGGCGGAUGAGCCUCCCUCUUCGCUGGAGCGGCCAGAGCUUGAAUCUCCCGAUUUCCAGGUCUACGACCGAACCAGACGUCCGACGCAACGGGACUCAAACCUGUCGUACAACACGAUCUCGAACUCUGAAAUUGACGUGAAGCUGGAUACCAGAGUGCGCUUCAAGGAUCUCACCGGCGCCUGCCUCAAGUACAAUACGCCCUCGCACCCCAAUCGAAUACCUAAGCUUGACCGGAUGGACAAUCUUGGCUACGAUCUUAACGUGUUCGAUAUCGUAGCAUUCUCGACGGAGGUUGUCGUUCAAUGGCAGGAUCUCACAAUCACGACAGAUAGAAGCAUAGACCUUGUUCCAGAUGGCAAUAUCGACGAUGAGCAUGCUGCAUGGCCAAGCGAGAUUACACACAGUCUGAAUCUCCAACCUGUACUCGGUAUGGACGGCAUCGAGCAGCCCGAAAAGGUGGGCAUAGUUCAUGCCGUAAAUGCGGCCGAGCGUAUGGCCACGGUGAAGUGGUCGCCCGACUCAUACAUUCACUAUUCAGGGGAUGCGGACGACGAGGGCGAGAUCCGGCCCAUUGUCGCGCAUGCAAUCAGGACCCCUGUAUUCGAGGAAGAAGUCAGCUUGUACGACAUUGAGGCUCCAGCGCCCCUGAAUGUUCGCCGCGGCGACAUUGUGUUAAUCACGAAGCCAGCUACCUCUUCACAACCUGGGGACGCCCCUUGGCUUGGGGAGAUCGUCGACACGCCGCUUGAUGGCACCUUCGUGGUUCGCUUAGGGGCGGCAUCUGAAGUGAGAGAUGUUGUCAUGUUCCGUGAGGAAGCCGUGGUAGCAGUUCGAUCAGACGGCACUGAUGAUCUGGGGGAUCCGUGGGGUCAAAACGAAAUGGACGAAGAUGAGGAGGAUGAGGAAUUUUCGGAUGACGACGAGGGCGAGAGCAUUGACGAGUGGGAGAGCGGCGACGAGGAGAUGAUUGCUCGCUACGAGGACGAGAAUGGGGAUCCAAUGGACGAGGAGGAGGUCGAGAACGAGGAGUGGGAGUCGGCGGACGAAGAGGACGCGGAGAUGCAAGACGCCCCAGAGCAUCAAACACCACCGACCUCACAAUCAGCUACACCGACUGAUACCAGCGAUCGAACGGUCAACCAAGCGUCGCAACUCACACACCUCAACCUUCAACCCGCAGGUGGCCCGCUUUCGUAUUCGGUCCUUGAUGGCGAUCCGCCCUCAGAUCACCAUUUCGCGAACGAGCCUGCCACCACUUCGUCCAACCACAUGAGACGCACUCAGAAAGAACACAAGAUUCUUCGCAAUCCUUCAACACUUCCCCAGGGAGUCUACAUCCGGACGUACGAGACACGACUCGACUUGCUUCGUGUAUUGCUUGUAGGGCCAACAGAGACACCCUACGAGAACGCACCAUUCGUCGUUGACUUCUACCUUCCACCCGCCUUUCCGACAGAGCCACCUCAGUCGUUCUUUCACUCUUGGCCAGCUCACGCUUCGAUUGGAGCUCUUGGCCGAGUGAACCCGAAUCUGUACGAAGACGGCAAGAUAUGCUUGUCACUUCUGGGAACGUGGGAAGGCAACAAAGGAGAGGGGUGGAAUGCAGCAAGAAGCACCCUUCUGCAGGUGAUCGUAUCGCUCCUGGGCCUCGUCCUGGUUCGCGAGCCGUACUACAACGAAGCCGGCUACGAGGCGCUUGUAGGCACGGAGUCGACAAAACGACCAAGCGCACUAUACAGCGAGCGGAUCUUCCUUCGUGCAAAAGGCUUCCUCAUCACCGCGAUAACAUCGGUGAACGACACGGCUGGAUUGAAAGGAUUCGAAGACGUAGUCAACUGGCUGUACCGCCGUGCCGAUGGGCCGAAGCUACUCGACGCCACCAUCAAGAACGUCGAAGAGGUUUUGCAGAGGAGUGACGGAUCUUCAGAACCAAAUGGACUUACGGUCAUGUCUAAAGGCGCCUGCGUAUCGUUGAAGCGAGUGCUGGAAAGGCUGAACGAGCUGAAGGCCAAGGGCUGA
Messenger RNA from Zasmidium cellare ATCC 36951, 2856 nucleotides. RefSeq lists its product as uncharacterized. The transcript has a single exon. Lineage: Eukaryota; Fungi; Ascomycota; Dothideomycetes; Mycosphaerellales; Mycosphaerellaceae. The record is from RefSeq and is a predicted model, not a curated record. The coding region runs from base 1 to 2856 and encodes 951 amino acids.